This is a messenger RNA of Caenorhabditis angaria, 944 nucleotides long. The record is from the annotation of a GenBank genome assembly. NCBI's taxonomy places the organism in Eukaryota, Metazoa, Nematoda, Chromadorea, Rhabditida, Rhabditidae.
AUGACUGCAAAACGGUUUGAGAACAAGGUGGCAAUUAUCACAGGUUAGUUUAGAUAGUAUUCUUGUUUUUAAAAAUAUUCUCAUUGAAAUACAUUAGGAUCAUCAAAUGGAAUCGGAAGAGCAACUGCAUUAUUAUUUGCGGAAGAAGGAGCUCAAGUUACAAUAACUGGAAGAAAUUCUGAAAGAUUGGAAGAAACUCGAAAACUUCUAAUUGAAAAUGGAGUUCCUUCAGAAAAUAUCAAUUCUGUGAUUGGAGAUAUUACGGAAUCUGAAGUUCAAGAAAAGUUGAUAUCUUCGACAAUUAAUUCAUUUGGAAAGAUUGAUAUUCUUGUGAAUAAUGCUGGCGCUUUGAUUCCUGAUAAAUUGGGAAACGUGGGAAUUUUUCAGAAUGUUCAAAUUCUUGAUGAUAAUUUCAAUUUGAAUGUUCGCAGUGUUGUUGAAUUAACACAAAGAGCAUUUGAAUAUCUUGAAGCAUCUCGUGGAGAAAUUGUAAAUGUUUCAAGUAUUGCAUCUGGUCCACAAGGACAUUCUGCUCAUAAUUAUUAUUCAAUUUCAAAAGCUGCAAUCGAUCAAUUGACUAGAAAUCUUGCACUUCAAUUUAUUCCACAUGGAAUUCGUGUAAAUUGUGUCAAUCCUGGUAUUGUUUCAACUGGAUUUUUUUCUGCGUUAGGUUUGAAUGAUGAACAAAUUGGAUUGGUUAGUAAUUUAGAAAUAUUCAUGAAAUUUCAUAUAUUUUCCUACAGUUCACUGAAUCAAUGACAUCAGAUCCAAGUAAAAUUCCAAGUGGAGAGAUGGGAAAACCAGAAGAAAUUGCCAAAUUGAUUGCAUUUUUGGCUGAUCGUAAUUCAUCUUCUUAUAUUAUUGGACAAACAAUUACAAUUGAUGGGGGAUCAACUUUAGUUAUGGGAAUGUUGGCUGGAAAUUCCAAUCUUGGAAAAUCAUAA